CCUAUGGCAGGUUUCCACGUAUCUUGCUGCGAUUUUGGCACUAUUUAUGUCUUCGCCAAGUAACAUUUUUAAAAUGAAAUUUUUCAAAGUUUCUGUCGAUCAUUUUGAAUUUAGGAAAGAAUUUUCCCCGUAUAUUUUGGAAUGGCAAGAUUCAUUUAAAAAGUGUAACUCCGUUUCUACCAUGCCCUGGCUGCAGUGAAUGCAGAGCAUCUAUUUUCUGGGCAGCCAGGUUUGCCUGUGUCUGCCCCUUUCGAUAGCCAGGCUAUGGUUGCUCAAUAUCUCUCUCUCUCUCUCUCUCUCUCUCUCUCUCUCUCUCUCUCUCUCUCUCUCUCUUUCUCUUUCUCUUCUCUCACGCUUAUUCUCUCACUUUGUGCACCGGUCAUAUUGGGCACCAAUAUGCCAAGGGGGUUCCCCAGACAACACAAAUUGUGACCCUGGGAUGAGGAUGAAUGUACUAUUGCCGGAGAAUGACCUACAAUAUUUAUGAAAUGUAGUUUCACCACAUUUCUCAGAAAAGUGGUGGUAACAAAUCGCUGUCUUUUGAAUCAAAUAGCUUUUCAGUUGUGAAGAUGUUUUAUGUUUUAGGCUGUGGACAAUUUAUUCUGGAAACCGAGAGAGAGUGCUGGAGUCACACUCCUGUCCAGGCGGUGGCAGUAAUGCAUAGUUUUCUGGUUGGUUUACCAACUACCGGGAGUUCACAAGUAAGAACAUUAGAGAGGAGUCCACGUGAAAAGUCCACCGUGUUGCCGUUGUUGGUUCUGUAAAGGAAACUCUGGACGGGAUCAUCUGUUGUCCGUUGCUAAGAUGAAUCUGGGACUGCCGUUGAGACCCGGCUGUGAUGAAACACACCAGGUACCCCUGAGACUGAGAGUGAAAGAAGAGGACAUAAAAGAAGAGGAAUACGGACAUAUGAUUCCAUGGCAAGAUGAAGAAGAAAAGCCCAUUGCAGAUAUUCACUGUAAAACGGAAUCAGAUUUCACAGAGUCACUAAGCUCCACUUAUAAUGAAACGCUACAGACAACAGUGGAGGUUAAAGUGAAGAAAGAGGAGUAUGAGCAAGAACACAACGAUUGUCCUCUGGAAAGUGCAUCAGAACAUCCAGAUGGAACCCAACAGAAGAUCCAUGGACAGAAUGAUGAACUCAACCAGCAACUCAAUGGAAGGCCGUACCACUGCACAGUCUGCAGGGAGAGUGUCACGGUCCUGAGAGUAAAGAGAUGUGCAAUGGAGAACGAAGAUAUUGUACAUGUUUUAUUGAACAAACCGUUUCAUACAUUUAGCUACAGAGAGAAGGUUAGUAUCAAAACAACAGGGAGACCACUUCCAAAAAUUCAAGUCACUAAACCCAAUGGUAAAACUGCUGCCGUUAAUGCUAACUGGUAUGCGAAAUACUCAUGGCUCACUGGUACCAUUACAAACAAUCGGCUAUACUGCUGGCCCUGUUUGCUCAUGGGUAAAUCACACACAUGGUCUGUAAAUGGAUUCGCCGACAUAAAAAAUUUGGACAGGGCAACAAAACGUCAUGAUAAAUGCCAAGACCACGUUGGCGCAGCAAUUCGGUUGUCCUUGCUUGGCACCAUGCCAAUUGAUGAGGUCGUGGAUGAGGGUGUGCGGUUGCAAAUCGCGCAGCAUAAUGCUAAAGUGCCCCAAAAUAGGGAGGUUUUGAAGAGACUUAUUGAUGCAACUGCCUAUCUAGGCAUGCAAGAAUUGUCAUUCAGAGGGCAUGACGAGGGGGUAGAUUCGGACAAUAGGGGUAAUUACAGGGAGCUGGCAGGGGUGAUGGCACGGUAUGACCAUGUGCUGGCAGAACAUAUGCAAGGUUCAUCAAUUUUCACAGGCAUGUCCAAAACGAUACAGAAUGAUUUGAUUUCCGCAAUAUCCAGCACUAUUCAUCAAGACAUAACAAAUGAUUUGGAUAAGGCGCCCUUCUUCUCGUGGCAAUUGGAUGAAACAACUGACAUAAGCUGCCAUUGUCAGCUCUCUGUGAUGAUGCGAUUCGUGGAUGAUCAGGGCAGAAUACAGGCACGUUUCAUGGGCUUCUUCGACGUAUCCGAAGGGAGGGAUGCACAGUCCUUAUUCCAAUUUGUGCAGGCACAGUUGUCCUCUUUCAAUUUCGUUGACAAACUUGUAGCGCAAACGUAUGACGGUGCGGCCGUCAUGGCCUCGGACCUUAAUGGCUUGCAGGCUAAAGUAAGAGAAUUGGCACCCAGUGCAACAUUUGUCCACUGUUAUGCCCAUCGCCUAAAUCUGGUCUUGAGUCAGGGUGUCAGGUCCAUCCCCCAGGCAAAAUACUUCUUUGUUCACCUGGGUGGGUUCACGUCGUUCUUCUCCAAAUCCAGGAAGAGAGUGGCAUUGCUCAAGGAUCAUGGUUGCGCUAGAAUGCACAGGAGCGCUCCAACGCGCUGGAACUUCACCUCCAGGGUCGUGAACACAGUUGCCUCAAAUUAUGACAAAAUGGUGGAGAUUUUUGACCACUUCGUUGACCAUCCAUCAAUGGAUGACGAAACUAUACGUUUAGCUGAUGGGUUGAGGGGAAAAUUAGAGGACUUUGAAUUUGUGUUUUUACUCUUCACUUUCGAGCAAUUAUUUUCACACACUGACGUCGUGUUUGACAUCUUGCAACACAAAUCCAUUGAUGUCUCCUAUUGCAGACUGCGCAUAGAGAGCCUCCUACGGAUCGUUGAGAACCUAAAAUUGGAGAACACAUUUGUCCAAAUUUACCAAAGGGCCGUCGCUGUAGACGACCCAGAAUUAAUUCACCGGAGAAAAAGGAGGCAGGGCCAGUCCAAUCCGCGUCAAGCUUAUAGGCGGCUGUACGAUUCCAUUCACGACAGUAUCAUCACCCAAAUCACGCAGCGCUUUCAACAUCUAGAACGCUUGCAAUUCAUGGAGCUUUUAAAUGUGGACAAAUUUGAGUCUUUCAAGUCAGAUUUCCCCACGCAGUCACUUUUAAAUUUGCUCGAGACAUACGGCCAAUUCUUUGAUCAGGACAAGUUGAAAAUAGAACUGCUGCAUUUCUAUCGUAAUCCAGACAUAAAUUCUUCACGAAAGCUCUGCGAGGCCAUUGGCUUCAUGAAAUCCAGUGGUCUUGAUGGGGCAAUGCCACAGCUGUACAAAUUAAUGUGUCUGAUUGCAACCAUUGGUGCUACUUCUGCAGGGGUUGAGCAAACUUUUUCGUGCCUGAAACGAAUCAAAAGUUACACACGGAACACAAUGGGGCAGGAGAGAUUGAAACAUUUGGCGAUUAUUUCUAUUGAAAAGAACAUUCUGAAGUCUCUUCAAAAAAAUCCUGCCUGGUAUGAUCAAGUCACAGACAUUUUUGCAACUCAAACAGCGAGGAGAAUCGACUUGCUCUUCAAGUGAAUUCAUAUUUAAUUGGCUAACAUUCUGCAGCUAUUGAAAGCAUCAGCAUUUCCGAAACAUUCACAAACAUCCAUCUUGAUUAUUUGUUAAGUAAUGUUCUUGUUCAUGUUAAUAUGUUUUGUUUAAAUCGUUCAUAGGCCUAUUGUUAGUCUGACUGUUCUUGUUCAGCUAACAUUCUGAAUGGAAAUUGUUAAUGAAUGUUUCUGAACGCGAUGUGUUUCGUAUCUAUUCUAAUUAGCCUACGUUGUCACUUGGGCAUUGGCCUCAUAUUAGGCUACUUUGAGUGAUAGCUGUAAUCCUCUGGCAUAAUCUGAGCAGCAAUUAUAGGACGUUUUUGUUUUUGCAACUUUAGAGAACAAAGGUAAUUUACUUAGGGUUUGUACUUUUUCCAUAGGCCUAUUUGUUUUAUAUAGGCUUAAAACAUCUGCUAAGACAGACACAUAGCCUAAACAUAAAAAUAUAUUUCUGUUUAAUAUUCAACUUAGUUAAAGUCAGUCCACCUCUUAGUGAUCAAUGCACAUUGACCAACAUUCUGAAACAUCCAUUAACAUCCACAUUUGCCACAAACAAUGUUAGGCUUACAGCCCAUGGUAAUAUUUGCGAAAUAAUGUAUAAUGUUCUUUUACUUGUUGCCUCAUAUUGCGGAAAGGAUGUUAGUGAAUAAUUCAGAGCAUGAUGCAUUUUAAAUGGCAUCACUUUUGGUCUUAAUGGUCUUGGUCUUAAUUUUUCUUAAAACAAUUGCAGCUAAAAAUAAAAUGAGUCAAAUAAUAACCAAUAGCUUCAGUAAUUGAGGGGGGAACUAGGCCCAAUGAUAGGCCUAGAAUUUUGUAUUUAGUUUUUCAAGUCAAGAGUAGGCGUGAUUUGACUAAUUGGCUUUGAAUCCUUUCCUUCUGGCCUUGUCUAGUCCAAAGACAUGCUGCCCACCAGCUUUCAAAGUACAAUGGUGCCACACUGGUGGCUUUGUAUCAAUUGUAUCCCUGCCUGCUAUUUUGUACUGUAGUUCACAAAAACACCCUGAAACAACUUGUAUCUAAAAUACUUAUGCCACCAACAGAAUAAGCAGGCCAAUGGCAACCAAGCGCGCAGUCCUUCCUCCCUCACUUUAAAAACCACCAGCCGCCACUAAUAUACAGUGACAGGUACUUGCUUUUGUAUUUGGUGAGGUUGGAGACCAA
Molecule: messenger RNA, 4538 nt
Organism: Clupea harengus (Atlantic herring)
Lineage: Eukaryota; Metazoa; Chordata; Actinopteri; Clupeiformes; Clupeidae
Product: gastrula zinc finger protein XlCGF57.1-like
Exons: 3
Coding region: 805-3363 (852 amino acids)
Molecular function (GO): protein dimerization activity
Source: RefSeq, a predicted model, not a curated record